UCCAAUCCAUAGCUGCUUCCGCCACUCCUCAAGCGCAUCCCUGCUUGCCGCCGUUAGCCAUAUCCUCACCGGAGAUCGUCGCAGCCCAUAGCAACACCGGAGCUGUUGAUUUUCCUUCGCCCCCACAGCUAAGCUAAACUGCGUUUUCAGAUGGAUAUCGAUGGAGAUGUUGAAGAUGUUUCAAGAAGAGUACAGGUGCGAUUCGUUACGAAGCUUAAACCGCCAUUCAAAGCUCCGACGACAACCAUUGCCCUCCCUUCUACCCUCACAAGGAAGGGUCUUUCGUCCGUGGUUAAUAGCCUUCUUCAAUCAGGAAACGAUGAUUGGAAACAUGAACCAUUUGAUUUCUUGAUUGAUGGUGAGCUAGUGAGGAUGUCACUUGAAGACUUUCUUCUCGCCAAAGGAAUCUCAGCGGAAAAAACCCUAGAAAUUGAAUACAUAAAAGCUGUAGCUCCACGCAAGGAAGAAGAUCCUUCAUUACAUGAUGAUUGGGUCAAUGCAGUUGAUGGAUCAAAUCAGUUCAUUUUGACAGGUUGCUACGAUGGAUUAGGAAGGAUAUGGAAAGGUCCAGGAAAUUGUACACAUAUUUUAGAAGGUCAUAAUGGUGUAAUAACAUCAGUUGGUGUUGUGAAUUCAAAAGAUAAUGAAAACGACACCAAUAAGGUUGUUGCAACUGGAUCAAAAGACAGAACUGUGAAACUCUGGAAGUUUGAUCCAGAGCCUCUAUCAGAAAACCUAAAGAUUAGUUCUUUCAGAACUCUUGUUGGGCAUACUGCUUCAGUUCAAAGCCUUGCAUCACAACCUAAUGGCAAUUUGAUAUGUUCAGGUUCUUGGGAUUGCAGAAUCAAUGUGUGGCAAACAGAGUCUAAUGAAGCAGAUAUUGUUUCAGUAAAGAAAAGGAAAAAAGGGAAUAAGCAAGAAGAAUCUCAAUCAGAGGGGGAGGCUGUAGCUACACUUGUGGGCCAUACUCAAUGUGUAUCUUCGGUUGUUUGGCCUGGAUAUGGAAUGUGA
Molecule: messenger RNA, 1011 nt
Organism: Lactuca sativa (garden lettuce)
Lineage: Eukaryota; Viridiplantae; Streptophyta; Magnoliopsida; Asterales; Asteraceae
Product: ribosome biogenesis protein WDR12 homolog
Molecular function (GO): protein binding
Source: RefSeq, a predicted model, not a curated record